AUGCUGUUGUUGUUGUUGUGCUGUGUUGUGUCGGUUACAUUUUACAUCUCAAAUAAAAUUAACUUCGGAUCACAAAAUCUUCUUUUAAAGGUGAAUGGACAAAAUUUGGAGAGCAAUAGUAGUUUGGGAGAAACAUUGGAAUCAAUUUGUCAGUCCUCUGAACCAAUUGCUGUUGAAUUGCAAAGGAAAAAUAAUCGGAACAACAACAACAACGACGACGACAAUGAUCACGACUACGAAAACAACAUUAACAACAACAACAUCAUCAACAGUAACAACAACAGCAACAAUAAUUCCAUCAUUAUUGCUGAAACUGCCAGGACAGCUGAUAAUCCCACUAGCAACAACAUCAUUAAGAGGAACAAAUGCAAGAAUAACGUUGCACUUACGAACAAUAAAUUAAAAGUGAAUUACACAAGCGGUAACCCCGAUUUGCAAGACUACAUUAACAGUGUCAACAUGAACAACAUAAACAAAAACAACAACACAUAUAGUGAAAACAUUUAUGACAGAGUAAUGGACUUACUUGAAGACAUCACCAUCGUUACAAAUGGCGACACCAGACAUCAAAAGAAAAAAGUGUUUAAGAAAAAAUUAGCCACAACACCCGACAAAAACAACAACAACAAAGAUGAUCAUGCUACUAUGUCUACCACUAAUUCGGAUUACAUUUGCAUAGAUGGAGGUCAUGAUGAUGAUGAUGAAGAUGAUGAGGGAGAUGAUGAUGGAGAUGAGGAGGAGGAAGAGGAGGUAGACCAGGAAGAUGAAAAUGCGAUGAUGGAUGAUUACGAUAACAUAGAAUUGUGGUGCGGUAGUAAUGAGACUAGCAUCAACUUCAUUACUCACAUCAAAACAGAACAUGAAAGUGCUUUGCACAAUAAUAAUGUAUAA
Helobdella robusta is the source of this 891-nucleotide messenger RNA. RefSeq lists its product as hypothetical. Lineage: Eukaryota; Metazoa; Annelida; Clitellata; Rhynchobdellida; Glossiphoniidae. Bases 1 to 891 code for a protein of 296 amino acids. The transcript is spliced from 2 exons. The record is from RefSeq and is a predicted model, not a curated record.